AUGGUACAACUUAGUCCACUCUGCAUAAUAUGUUCCAUAUUACUUAUUUUACUGAUAAAUUCUUCUUUUUCAGAUAAACUGGAGGUAGUGGGAGAUUAUCCACCAUUAUGGCAUAACAUUUCGGAAUCGCUGGAUGGCUUUGUUAGCCAUCACAACAAAACAUUGAUCAAUCCUUGGAAUUAUCUGGAUAGAAUGGGCAUGUAUAAGGUAUUACUGACAGUUACAGCUGAGUCCAUGGAGAAUUUAGGACCAGAUAAUACUGGGAAUCUACUGUGGGGUCUGCCUCUACAACAUGGUUGGCAGCUCGAAACAGGUAGAUUAGCAGAUCUGUCUGGCACGUCUUCCUGUGGCUAUCAAUCUGGUGACCCACUGUGCAUCUCUACAAAAAGCUGGUGGUCUUGUAUGAAUUACUAUCUGUCUACAAUACCCUUUCUGGGGGCUGUUGAUGCUGGCUUCUUCGAGGAAUGGCCUUUUGAAAUCGAGAUCCAGUCUCCUGAAGAGCAUGUGGAUGAUUUCUGUUAUGGUACAGCAGACUGUCAUACAUUCAUCCCUGAAGUAAUGAUUAAAUGGAGAACAGUUUUUGAGUUUCUGAGAACAAAGAAAUCUUCCAUUUAUAAGGUGGCACCUACCUUAUCACCCAAGGAAGAUAUUAUUUCGUAUUAUUUGUGGACUGCACACGUAGCAUCGAUUGAAGGUGCUCUUUCAAAAUGUUCAGAAAGGUUAAAGUAUAUGUCAGCUCCUGAAGCAAGGUUUGGCAUUAGCUGGAGUAAUGCAGUAGAAUUUAUUGCAGCUACUCAUUUUCUUACCAACUUUAAGGACACUAAUAUAUUCCAAGCGUAUCUUCCCCAGCGAAUGCUGUUAGCCAGCGAUGAGGGACCAACCAUCCCAGACCUGAGUGAAGAGGAGAACCGAGUCCUGGUUACACUCAAUCUUUUGAAUGAGGUUAAUACAAUUACAGACGGGCGGUUAUUACAAAUGUGGAAGAGAUCCAUGUGCUCAGAAACAGGGAGAGCGGAGGGGCGUUAUCUCUUGGAAAAUAUGAUUCUAAAUCCCGACCUUGUUUCAUCUGGGAUACUUAAAAUUAUUCUGGAAUUCCUUAAGAAUUCUGAUUGUGUAAUACCUGAUGCUUAA
Messenger RNA from Callorhinchus milii (elephant shark), 1131 nucleotides. It is a transcript of the gene leg1.1, whose product is annotated as liver-enriched gene 1, tandem duplicate 1. The transcript has 6 exons. Lineage: Eukaryota; Metazoa; Chordata; Chondrichthyes; Chimaeriformes; Callorhinchidae. The record is from RefSeq and is a predicted model, not a curated record. The coding region runs from base 1 to 1131 and encodes 376 amino acids.